Molecule: messenger RNA, 1064 nt
Organism: Manis pentadactyla (Chinese pangolin)
Lineage: Eukaryota; Metazoa; Chordata; Mammalia; Pholidota; Manidae
Gene: FRG1
Product: FSHD region gene 1
Exons: 9
Coding region: 224-1000 (258 amino acids)
Cellular component (GO): catalytic step 2 spliceosome; striated muscle dense body; nucleolus
Molecular function (GO): actin filament binding
Source: RefSeq, a predicted model, not a curated record
AGGAAGUAGGUCUCUCUCUCUAUUUGGGACUCAGUGUUCGGGGGAAGGAGAUCGUGGAUUCAGGGCGGCCCGGUCACCUCCUGCCGUUGCGCGCGCCUCCAAGGAGGCCGAGUUCCGAGUCCACCUCUGCGCCUUCCCCGCGCGUGCCGGCCCCAGACGAGGUGUUCCGUCCCGAGCCGACCCCCGCCUCGCCCGCCCGCCUGCCCGCCGGGUUGCCGGCGCCAUGGCCGAGUACUCCUACGUCAAGUCCACCAAACUCGUGCUCAAAGGAACCAGGGCUCAGAGUAAGAAGAAAAAAAGCAAAGAGAAGAAGAGGAAAAGAGAAGAAGAGGAAGAAACUCAACUUGACAUUGUUGGAAUCUGGUGGACAGUAACAAACUUAGGUGAAAUUUCAGGAACCAUAGCGAUUGAAAUGGAUAAAGGAACCUACAUACAUGCCCUUGACAACGGACUUUUUACCCUGGGGGCUCCUCACAAAGAAGCUGAUGAGGGCCCUAGUCCUCCAGAGCAGUUUACAGCUGUCAAAUUGUCUGAUUCCAGAAUUGCCCUGAAAUCUGGCUAUGGAAAAUACCUUGGCGUGAAUUCAGACGGACUUGUUGUCGGACGUUCAGAUGCCAUCGGACCGAGAGAACAAUGGGAACCGGUCUUCCAAGAUGGGAAAAUGGCUUUACUGGCCUCAAAUAGCUGCUUUAUUAGAUGCAAUGAAGCAGGCGAUAUAGAAGCUAAAAGUAAAACGGCAGGAGAAGAAGAAAUGAUAAAGAUCAGAUCCUGUGCUGAAAGAGAAACUAAGAAAAAAGAUGAUAUUCCAGAAGAAGACAAAGGAAAUGUUAAACAGUGUGAAAUCAACUAUGUGAAGAAAUUUCAGAGCUUCCAAGACCACAAACUUAAAAUAAGUGGAGAAGACAGUAAAAUACUUAAAAAGGCCCGGAAAGAUGGAUUUUUGCAUGAAACACUUCUGGACAGGAGAGCCAAAUUGAAAGCUGAUAGAUACUGCAAAUGACCAUGAUUUGUUUGUCUUCUGUUUUUUUCUGAAUAAAAUAAUCAAUGGAAGUGUUUUUACAGAA